Peromyscus californicus insignis is the source of this 3735-nucleotide messenger RNA. RefSeq lists its product as uncharacterized. Bases 1318 to 2412 code for a protein of 364 amino acids. The record is from RefSeq and is a predicted model, not a curated record. The transcript has 5 exons. NCBI's taxonomy places the organism in Eukaryota, Metazoa, Chordata, Mammalia, Rodentia, Cricetidae.
GAAGCCGCUCGAACGCUCGCGGGCCGGAAAGACCGGGCAACCUUCGUGCCUGACGCCGCCCGCGCCAUAUUGACUGAGGGCAGUUGUCCCGCUAUUUCCGUUCCUCCUCUGCGAGGGGCGGCUAUCAUCUGAGACGCUGAGGUUUAACUCUUGCCGGGCUGUUCCCAGAGAAGCUCUGAUUUGAAUAAAAGCAAGGACAUGUGGAUUGACUGAAAAAGGGCACACCAUGCCCUGCACAGAAGGGGAGGGGUCCCAGACAGGGUUUCUCUGUAUAACAGUUCUUGGCUAUUCUGGAACUCCUUUGUAGACCGGGCUGGCCUUGAACUCACAGAGUUUCACCUGCCUCUGCCUCUAGAGUGCAGAUUAAAGGCCUGAGCCACCACUGUCCAGCAUGAUUUUUUAAACUUAAGAUACACAUAUCUACUUUCAUAGCCUUGCUUCUGAUGUCUUAUUGGGAGCCUGCAGUUUCAAGUACUUGUUUGUAGACAGCAUAUUUUGAGAGGGACAGAUUUCUACUAAAUAAAAAGCAAGGUUGUAAUUGAUUACAAACUCUUCUUUUCACGUUGUAUUUCUAAGAGCUAGAAAUAUCUCAAUGGACUACAGGAUAAUUUUGUUGGGUGAAUAAUUUCCACACAUAAAAUGUCAUGAAUUGAGUAUGAUUUUAAUUAAUUUGUAUUUUAACACUGAGUUAUUUUCUGCUUCUUUGUCUUUAAAUGCUGGUCAGUUAUAAGUUAAAUACUGUGACUAAAGAUACAGUAAAACCUCUAUCUAAGCAGUAUUUAGCUGAGUGAUAUACCAGCUAAUAUAUGACACCAUAUGACUGGACCAUCAGCAUAUACAUCUAGCCUCCAACAACACAGAUAUGUAUGAUCACCAAGUAUUUCUAUUGGUUCCAUUCACAUGGAGUUUGUCCAGUUUAUGUUCUAAAGCACAAAAAUUGAAAAGAUACCCUUGGUGCUAUUAGAAACUGUUUUUGACUACAUAUACUGUAGUUGAAUUCCUAUGUCUUAAGAAAUGGUUCCUUCUAGUUGCUGACAGCUCACACAAAGGGAAGUCCAUUUCCUGCCAACAGACUAUAUCGUCAUAUACCACCUCAUAGUAGGCUCCUUCUGUGAUAGUGAUGACACACAGAAAGUGGUGACUGCUUUGCGUUGCCUUAGAAAUCAACCUCAAGGAUCAACAGUAGGUAGUUGAAAAUCUGAAUUGAGGGCAGAAAUUCCGUGGUUAGAAACCAGUUCUUUGCAGAAUAGAGAAUGAAAAAUCAGAGCUCAGGGCAGAAGGGGCUGGGAGGAAGAAUGAAGAGCAAAGAUACUGUUCAUGGAGCUGGCAAAUAGCAGGACGAUGGCUGAAGGCAAGAACACCGUGGAGAAAGAGCAUCAGAGUGCAGAGCUAGCACAAGUGAACACAGAGCCUUUGAGGAGACCAUGCAUUGCAAGACUACCACCGCAGAAUGGACCGCCAAGAGCUGUCAUCUCACAGCCGCCCAUGGUAGCAGACUCAGAGUGGUUUGGUCUGAGUGCAGAGGAACAAUUGGCCUGGGCUAAGUGUUCUGAAGACCCUCGGAUUGCAGUAGGUUCCUAUUCCCCACUAGAAAAGAAAAUAAAGCGUUUAGGUGGCACCCAUUCUUCACGAUCGAGAAAACUGUUAGUCCAGGAGUUACAACAGGAGAGCAAAACAGUUGAUAAACUUAAGACCAUGUCUUUUGACUUGCGGUUUGCUAAAGCAGAUUCCUACUACUAUCAACAACAUCAAGAAAUGAUCAAAGAAGCAUGGAAUUAUACACCAGAUUCAGAAUGGAACAUUAACCCAGAGGAAGAGAAGAAGUCAAGAAGAAAAACACCAGACAAUGAAAAAAAAUGGGACUAUCUAGUAUCUGAGAGAGAAAUAAAUCACAUAGAAAAGCACAUACUCAGAGCUGAGCGGGCUAGAGGCCUCAGAGACAACAAAUACAGACUACUCCCUGAGAGAAUUCCAAGUGAAACACUUUCCCCAAAACCAUUAAUACAAGAAAAUGAAAAGAAUAAAAAUAUCCAGAAAACAUACAAAGCUGUACCCCAAAAGCCCAAAGUAGCAUGGGCAAAGGAGCAGAUGAAGCGACAUAAAGACCGAAUGAUUCGAGCGAGAGAACUCACAGAACAGAAGAAUGAUGAAAAGAAGACGCAAAAAUGCCCCAGCCAUGGCCGUCCUCUCUUCAAAUCACGAGUGAAGAAGGAGGGAAAGAAAGAGUUUGAAAAGGUCACCGCUUAUCCUAUCUUCCAGCCUUCCCAGGAAAAACUUAUCGAGGUGACUAUUCUGAUGGAAAAGUCGAAAGUGGAUAAAGUGCAAAAACCACUCCAAAGAGAGCUCUUGAGUAUGCCACCAUUUCUGAAAAGUCAACUAGAAAAGAAAAAAAAGCUUCAAUUAUUUCCUUGAUUAUCGUAUUUCUUUCUUAGAAUAUUUUAUAGUAAUUAGUACAAUGAAAUCAUGGAAAACAGACAUCUAAGGGGAAAAGGGCAGCUCUAGACAUACAUACUGGAAAAGCACGGUAUUGAGGCCACAGGUUGUUCAGUUCCAUUCUUAUGGUACUCACGGGUCAGGGCUAAGGAGUAAGAACAUUACAUGAGGACAGAAUGGCAGCUAAUGGCAUAGGAUUGGGGAGGGGUGCUCUAUAGUAUUUUUUGGUGAUGGUUGCAUGCCCCAAUGAUUUUAAGGCACUGAAUCAUGUCCUAAUUGGAUGAGUUGGAUUGUGGAUGAACUCUCAGCAAAGCUGUUCUGACGACCUGAGUUCAGAUCCCCAGAACUCAUGUAAAAACCAGACAUGGGUGCACAUGUCUAAUCCCAGUACUCUUAUAGCAAGAUAGAAGGUGGAAACCAAGUCCACCGAAACUCAUGGACAGUAAGUAGUGCACAGUACAGCAGCAAACAAAAGAAACCCUGACUUAAACAAGGUGGCCGGAGAGGACAGGGACCCAAGGUUACCCUCUAACCACCAGAUGUGUACUGUGGUACACACGUGCCCUUAACACACACAUGCCUCAUAUACACACAUACAUAAGAAUAAAUAAAAUCUUGAAGGCAGAGAUAAUCACUAGGAAUUGGCAAGAGGUUUGAACAGACAAAACAAUGGAUACUUCAUAGAUGUCUGGGCAGAGCCUGAGCAAGAUGGACAAAAAGACUACAAGGAAAGUAGUGACUGGUUAAGGAUGGGGGAAGGGGAGGAGUUUACAGAAUGAACUUGCCUGUGAAAUGUGGUAAAAAUAUUGGUACAAAGAUUUUAAGAUUUGAGAAAUUGUUUUAUUACAUGUUUUUAAAUGGCCAAUAAUCACUUAACAUAGCUCUAGCCUCUUUAAACACAAAAUUCUGAGACUCUUCCCUUAUAGUAUAAAUGCAUUAUGGUAUAACGCAAAGGAGUAGAAGAGUGGGAGGGAGCCAGGGAGAGAGAAACUCUGAGAAUGUAGAUUUCAGGGGUAAAAAUUCACAUCAAAUACAGCAUUAUCCAUUGGAGUUAAUUUGGAAAGCAACUGGUAAAAGUGGCAUAAAAAGAAAGACUCAGAAGAUUGGUGGGAAAGGGGCUACUCCACCAGGGUUUUGAAACAGAUUUCCAAAUGAUUUGUAUUAAAUUCUUAUGUAUUACUGUGUGUGUAUAUCAUGGGAAGGGGGCAUGUCACAGAGCGUACAUGUGGAGGUCAGAGUUGUAGAGCUGAUUCUCUCCUUCCUUUACAUGGGUAUGAAACAUUCAUUCCCUGAACCAUCUCA